AAGAGGUUCCGCGAAGUAAGUCGCCAUCAGGAGGUGCAGCUACCAUUGGCAAGAAUAAAGAAGAUCAUGCGAUUAGAUGAUGACGUCAGAAGUAUGAUGAUUGGUUCGGAGGUGCCUGUCUUACUUGCAAAGGCGUCGGAAAUUUUCAUCCAGGAAUUGGCGCUUAAUUCAUGGAAGAAAACAGACGAGAAUAGACGAAAAACCCUCCACAAAUCAGACGUUGCUCAAGCUCUGGCCAUUAACGAAAUGUACGAUUUCCUGAUUGACAUUGUACCACGAGAAAUUCCAAAGAAAUUAUCUCAAUCAGGCGGUGCUAAACACAAACAACAAAUGCAAAUGCAAGAUCAACAAGUACAAACAGUCAUUACCGAUACAAGCGGCCUCCUCACCACAGAUCCAGGUGUUCAAUAUGUUUUGCAGGUGGGAUCGGGCGAUGGAACGCUGGCAACAGGCUCAGUGGUGCAAGCCACGCAAAUUGGGCAACCCAUUCAGCUGCCGAUCACACAGGAUAGUCAACCGAUCCAGCUGAUCACAUUGAGUUUACCGACCGAUGGUAUACAGGAGUUCCAGCUUCAGCUACCUCAGCCAGAAUAA
Molecule: messenger RNA, 594 nt
Organism: Gongylonema pulchrum
Lineage: Eukaryota; Metazoa; Nematoda; Chromadorea; Rhabditida; Gongylonematidae
Source: the annotation of a GenBank genome assembly